UUGAAACUUGUCAAUGGCACAUGGAAUCCCAUGUUGCUUUGUUCUUUUCCCUUUGGUUGUGGUGUCUCUUUCCAAUGUCUUCUUUCCUGCUUUGGGAAGUGAAUUCAUAUCAGCUGUCGGUGAUCCUGGGAUGAAAAGGGAUGGUUUGAGGCUGGCAAUUGAGGCUUGGAAUCAAUGCAAUGAGGUUGGAGAAGAAGCUCCUAACAUGGGCAGUCCUAGAGCUGCUGAUUGUUUUGAUGUAUACAGAGCUUCAUCUCAACAGGAAGGGGUGAAUGAGUGCUCCUUCUGCAGUAAAUUUCCAUACCUUCUGGUCCAUAGAGUUACAGAGGGUGAUAAUAGACUAGGAGUCGGACAACCAUUUCUCGGUGGGCAGCCAGAGGCAUUGCAUAAUGUGGACCUUUAUGCUGCAGAGAAAGAGCUGUAUUUAGGAUAUAAAUGUCAAGUAGAAGACAAGCCACAUCCAUGGCAAUUUUGGAUGAUCAUGCUUAAAAGUGGCAACAUGGAUACUUAUGCAGCGAGAUGCCCGAAAAAUGGCCACAAGGUAGGGCCAUACGGUCCAGAUAACCAGUUCCCUUGUUUUGGCAAAGGUUGCAUGAACCAACCAUCAAUGUAUCAUGAUUACACCACCCUACAAGGGCCAAGAAAGACCACACUUAAGGGAAGAUUUUAUGGUUCUUGGGACCUGAAGGCCGAUCUUCGCAGAGGAGAGGGGCAGAAUAUUUCGUACUAUUCUGUCACCUGGGAGAAGGAACUUGGACAUGGAAGUUGGAUCUUCCACCAUAAACUGAGAUCCUCAACCAAGCAUCCCUGGCUGAUGCUUUACUUGAGAUCGGAUGCCACACAUGGAUUUUCGGGUGGGUACCAUUACUCAACUAGGGGCAUGUUGAAAAUUAUUCCUGAAUCACCAAAUUUCAAGGUGAGAUUCACCUUGAAUGUGAUAAGAGGCGGAGGUCCGGGCAGCCAAUUUUACUUGAUGGAUAUGGGGAGCUGUUGGAAGAACAACGGCCAGCCAUGCGACGGCGACGUGACUUCAGAUGUAACAAGAUACAGUGAAAUGAUAAUAAAUCCAGAAACACAAUCAUGGUGCAAUGCAAAAGACCCCAGAUUGUGUCCCCCAUACCACACAUUUCCUAAUGGAACUCGAGUUCAUCGCACCGAUUCAGCUCAUUUCCCUUAUGAGGCCUAUCACUUGUACUGUGCACCUGGAAAUGCCAAUCAUCUUGAAAAGCCUAACAUUUUGUGUGAUCCCUUCAGUAAUCCUCAGCCUCAGGAGAUACUGCAGAUAUUGCCACAUCCAGUUUGGGGGUACUAUGGCUACCCAACCAGGAAAGGUGAGGGCUGGAUUGGUGAUUCAAGGACAUGGGAGCUGGAUGUUGGGCGGCUGUCACACAACCUUUACUUCUACCAGGAUCCAGGAACCCCACCUGCUAGGAGGAAGUGGACCUCUCUUGACUUGGGAACUGAAAUAUACAAAACCCCAAAUCAAGUGGCAGAAUGGACUGUCUCUGAUUUUGACAUUCUUGUACUGAAAAGAUAGUAACUGCUGUGGAAUCUUGUAUAAGCUAGGAGAAGCAAUAGGGAGACCCAUUUUUAAAGCAAAAGCAAAAUCUUGUUUUGUAUUUUGAACAUGUUCUGCAAAUUUUCCAAGUUCGUUGGAAUGACACCAAAAAGAAGAAAACCAGA
Coffea eugenioides is the source of this 1683-nucleotide messenger RNA. RefSeq lists its product as uncharacterized. The record is from RefSeq and is a predicted model, not a curated record. NCBI's taxonomy places the organism in Eukaryota, Viridiplantae, Streptophyta, Magnoliopsida, Gentianales, Rubiaceae. The coding region runs from base 14 to 1537 and encodes 507 amino acids. The transcript has 4 exons.